Manduca sexta (tobacco hornworm) is the source of this 1379-nucleotide messenger RNA. RefSeq names its product gastrula zinc finger protein XlCGF7.1-like. Gene Ontology annotation, cellular component: nucleus. Gene Ontology annotation, biological process: regulation of transcription by RNA polymerase II. Gene Ontology annotation, molecular function: DNA-binding transcription factor activity, RNA polymerase II-specific; RNA polymerase II cis-regulatory region sequence-specific DNA binding. The record is from RefSeq and is a predicted model, not a curated record. NCBI's taxonomy places the organism in Eukaryota, Metazoa, Arthropoda, Insecta, Lepidoptera, Sphingidae.
UAGCCUGUCAGAAGUGUUAUCUUCAAUUCAGUACAGUUUCAGCAUGGAAUACACAUCAGAAUGCGCACAGAGAGGAGUCUAAAAUGUACAAUUAUUCCAAUGUGCUGUGUGUUCAUGUAAGUUUAAGCACCGCAAGACUUUAGUAAGGCAUAUGAGGAAACACAACGAGCCAAACACUAUUAAAUACCACUGUGAUAAAUGUAAAAGAGAAUUUAAGUAUAAAGCACAUUUGGAGAACCAUAUUAUAUCAGUACACUCUCAGAAUGGAUUUACAUGUGACUAUUGCAUGCAGAGUUUUAAUGACAAGGAAAGCUUGGAAAUUCAUAGAGAUAAACAUAAAACAGACAAACGGCAUCAGUGUGAAGUUUGCAAAAAGACUUUUUACAUGCUUUGUACUCUAAAAGAUCACAUGAGAACACACACGGGUGAGAAGCCAUUUUUGUGUUCUGUGUGUGGUAAAGGGUUCAGUCAGAAGACAAACUUGGCACAGCACAUGAGGAGACAUCAAGGGCUGAAGCCAUUUAAAUGUGAAACUUGUGAGAAAAGAUUUGUGUCUAAAGGCGAACUAGAAGCUCACAACCGCACACAUAGCGGCGCGCACCCAUUCGUGUGUGACGAGUGCGGCAAUGGCUUCACGACUUCUAGCUCUCUGGUCAAACACCGCCGGAUACACACGGGCGAGCGUCCAUACAUAUGCGACAUGUGUCCGAUGCGGUUCACAGCUUCAGGUACACUAAAGAACCAUCGCAGAACUCACACGGGAGAGCGGCCCUUCCAGUGCUCCUAUUGUGAGAAGGCUUUUGUGCAGCGGAACGAUCUUAUCUCCCACAUUCGCUGUCACACUGGCGAGCGUCUCGUAUGUUCGCUUUGUGGGCAGAGCUUCCGCAAAGCAUCUGGCUUGAAGGCGCACGGACGCGUCCACGGGACAACGUCGGGCUUACGACAAGAUCUGCGCCAGGACAUUCGCCAGGAAAUGAGACAGGAGUUGAUGCUGAAUGUGCAUUGUGAACCGACACAUUGAACUUUACUCGCCCUCUAUUACGUGGGACCUGAUAAUAUAGUUGGCAAAAUAUAGAUAUGAUGAUACCUCUGUUUGUCUCUUAAAUGGGAAAAAGGUGGGAAGUUUAAUUGUAUGAGAUGUUUUGAUUGAGAUGACUAUUUGCUCUCUGAGAAGUUAGAUACUUAACUCCUAAGGAAAUUGUCUGGAUGACUAAUUAUUGUUAUUCCGUUACUACUUCUGGGUGUGAUUUGUAUGUUCGAGCGUUGAUUUCCGAGCAAGAGUGGUCUACGUGUUUGUAGCUCACAUUACGAAGUAUACACAUUGAACUUAAAUUGAAAACUAUAGGUACAAUUAAUACCAUAUAUUUCAUUGUGGAAAA